Molecule: messenger RNA, 1230 nt
Organism: Diprion similis
Lineage: Eukaryota; Metazoa; Arthropoda; Insecta; Hymenoptera; Diprionidae
Exons: 5
Coding region: 166-945 (259 amino acids)
Source: RefSeq, a predicted model, not a curated record
UUGCGAUUUCUGAAGCCCGUUGUACCGUCCCUCCGUAGAUAAACGGAACUACGAUGUAUCUGAGGUGCAUUAUCCUCGUGUCUGUUGUUACAAGCUCUAUGGGUCUGGAAUUUGAAGCUGGGAGGAGUCGAAGCCAGCCGAGCGCAACCGUUGACACGUAGAAAGAUGGUGCACUGUGUUGACGAGAACGUCAAGUUCCUGGGACCGAAGAGCUUCGAGGUUGAGAAGCACAACAGAAACGAGGAGACCAGGAUGUCGAUAACCCGCAGCAAGCGAAGAGCGAAAUGCACGGUUGAAACAACAGUCUUGAACGAUGGUCCGAGCGAUGGGUACGACCGCAGCUACCAUCAUCAUCGCCAUCAUCAUCCACCCCCGAAGAACUUCAACACGAAGACCUCGUACAGCGUGAGCAGAACGGUGACGACGCCACCCGUCGAGCACACCUUCAAUACCCGGCAUUCCUCCUCCUCCUCCGACAGCGACGUCUCGUCCCAAAUCGCCCACGACUCCCAUCCAAGCCAUGAAAACCUCCCGAUUAUACCCCAUCUUCCGGCCAUUCCCCACAUCGGUCAUGAGUCGACUUACCCCCGUCAGGGAGGCGGCGCCGUUGAAUCACCGGAUGAAAACGAUCGCAACGCCCACGACACGGCCUUCGGGGGUCCGGAACCGGGCCCAGGAGAGAAGACGAUUACAUUCAAGACGAACACCCACCGGCAGGAGAAGGUCGACCAGCAUGGAUUCGUAAGGGAAAAGACGAACGGAUAUCCGGUGCGACCGAACGAGGAAUGGAGGGCCAGGUUCAAGGACAUGCCGUUUCUCGUCGACGAGAAUGGCCGCAUCAUCGCCAACGCCGCAAGCUCCACCUUCGACUCCAGCUUCUUCGGGGUUAAAUUCGCGUUUGUUCUUCUUCUGCAGAUCACGAUUUGGGUUUUCUUCGAACUGUAAUUUCAGUUCUUUUCUCAUUUUUUUUUUUUUUUUCAUUUUUUCCCUCAAAAUUUGAAGCACAACGAGAGUUGCAAGUUGACAUUCAGGAAUACCGUCAGUCGGUAUCACGCUCAGUAAUUACCGCAAUUUUUCUACCUGCGAGUUUUCGGAAAUCAAACAACCGCCGGAAUCAUCGCUGAAAUAUUUUAAUGUCUGUUAAGUUUGAAUAUAGUUCUUUAUUUUGGUUGUCAUAUUAUAUCUAUUAUAUAUAUAUAUACGUAUAUGUAACGCGAUUACGCGUUACAG